Messenger RNA from Apodemus sylvaticus (European woodmouse), 3584 nucleotides. It is a transcript of the gene Arhgap25, whose product is annotated as Rho GTPase activating protein 25. The transcript has 12 exons. The coding region runs from base 564 to 2432 and encodes 622 amino acids. Gene Ontology annotation, biological process: phagocytosis, engulfment; actin filament organization; signal transduction. Gene Ontology annotation, cellular component: phagocytic cup. Gene Ontology annotation, molecular function: GTPase activator activity. NCBI's taxonomy places the organism in Eukaryota, Metazoa, Chordata, Mammalia, Rodentia, Muridae. The record is from RefSeq and is a predicted model, not a curated record.
AGGCUUGAGAUUCUUCCGAGCAGGGGCUCUGCUUCCCAAGAGGCAGUGUCAAGUGGGAUAUUUCUGGUAAAUCUGAACGCAAAGCGGGGUGCCAGCCCCUGGGGGACUGUGGGUGGGACUUGGGGGAGUUUAGGUGCCAUCCCCCAAGUGACAGAUGGAUGGACGGCUCAUGUGAGAGAAAGGAGGAGACACGUGGGCAGAUCGGGCUGGAGCGUAAGAGAGCCUGCAGAGCAGUCAACAGGCAGAAGGCAGAGGAACCGAAAGGAAGAUCGGACAAGCAAGAAGAGAACAGCCUGUGACACACUGGCCACUUGACCAGCUACUCACCCAAACCGGAAGCAAAAAUGUCCCUGAAGUUGCCAAGGAACUGGGAUUUCAAUUUAAAAGUGGAGGCUUCGAAAAUAGGUGAACCCCUGGAUCACUCACUGUAGAACACACCCUUUACUCCUGGCUGAAAACACAGACUCUCAGAGUCCACCCUGACUGUGAAGUCAGACUCUCAAGUGGGGACCCAGGAUCCUGACUUUUAGUGAGCAUCUCUGUCUGCUCGGUCGAGGAGCGUGAUGACAGGGGAGCAGAUGGCGGCCUUUCACCCACCCACCACUCCCAACCCCCUGGAAAGGCCGAUCAAGAUGGGCUGGCUGAAGAAGCAGAGGUCCAUCGUGAAAAACUGGCAGCAGCGGUACUUCGUGUUGAGAGCUCAGCUACUCUACUACUACAAGGAUGAAGAGGACUCAAAGCCACAGGGCUACAUGUAUCUGCCAGGCAGUACAGUCAAAGAAAUUGCCACAAACCCCGAAGAAGCUGGGAAAUUUGUCUUUGAAGUUAUUCCAGCCUCAAGUGACCAGAACCGCACUGGACAAGACUCGUAUGUCCUCAUGGCCAGCUCGCAGGUAGAGAUGGAGGAGUGGGUUAAGUUCCUCAGGAGAGUUGCAGGCACGCCCUCUGGAGCGGUGUUUGGCCAGCGUCUAGAUGAGACUGUGGCCUACGAGCAGAAGUUUGGCCCUCACCUGGUGCCCAUCCUGGUGGAGAAGUGCUCUGAGUUCAUCCUGGAGCAUGGAGUGAGUGAAGAGGGCAUCUUCCGCCUGCCCGGGCAGGACAACCUAGUGAAGCAGUUGAGAGAUGCUUUCGAUGCAGGGGAGCGGCCCUCCUUUGACAGGGACACAGAUGUGCACACAGUGGCCUCGCUAUUAAAGCUCUACCUCCGAGACCUGCCGGAGCCGGUGGUUCCUUGGAGUCAGUACGAAGGGUUCCUGCUCUGUGGGCAGCUCAUGAAUGCUGACGAGGCAAAGGCUCAGCAGGAGUUGGUGAAGCAGCUUUCUAUCCUUCCCCGUGACAACUACAACCUCCUGAGCUACAUCUGCAGAUUUCUGCAUGAAAUCCAGCUAAACUGUGCUGUCAACAAGAUGAGCGUGGACAACCUGGCCACCGUGAUUGGAGUGAACCUCAUCAGGUCGAAGGUUGAAGACCCUGCUGUGAUCAUGAGAGGGACUCCUCAGAUCCAAAGAGUGAUGACCAUGAUGAUCAGAGACCACGAAGUCCUCUUUCCCAAGUCUAAGGAUGCACCGCUCUCACCCCCUGCCCAGAAAAAUGAUGCCAAGAAGGCUCCAGUGCCCAGAAGCUCUGUGGGAUGGGAUGCCACCGAAGACCCGCCCCUUUCCAGGACUGACAGCUUCAGUAACACAGCAAGUAGUCCUGAUGCCACCAGCCCCACUGGACCACAGCCAGGUGACCAGCAUCAGGAAGACAGUGGAAAAGCCCCCAGGGAAAACCCAGGAGAGUGGAAGAUGCAAUCCCGUAAAAGGACUCAAACGCUCCCCAACCGGAAGUGUUUCCUGACAUCCGCAUUCCAAGGCACCACUAGCAGCAAACUGGAAAUCUUUAAAAAUGAGUUCUGGUCUCCAUCUUCAGAGGCUAAGGCGGGAGAAGGGCACAGGAGAACUAUGUCUCAAGACUUGCGCCACCUUCCCAAUGACCAGCGGACUUCUACCUAUGAUAAUGUCCCCACCCCACCAAAGUCCCAAGGGAACCCAGCAGGUUCACUCUCUCCCCCUGCCAGUGACUCCAAGAGAGACACUCUUGUCAGCAUAGACUCUGAAGUGGAGUCUGGGAGCAAGAACUCUGGCGAGGAUGACCUUGAUUCUUUGCAGAGGAUGGUCCGGCACCUACAGAAGGAAAUAGAAACCCAGAAGCAGGUGUAUGAAGAACAAAUUAAAAAUCUGGAGAAGGAAAAUUACGAUGUUUGGGCUAAGGUGGUGAGGCUCAAUGAAGAACUGGAGAGGGAGAGGAAGAAAUUCGCGGCCCUGGAAAUCAGCCUUCGAAAUGUGGAGCGCUCCCGGGAGGACGUUGAGAAGAGGAACAGAGUCUUGGAAGAAGAAGUCAAGGAGUUUGUGAAAUCAAUGGAGAAGCCCAAGACAAAGACUGAUGCUUGAGGGUCUAAGUCAUGUGGCAGGGACCGUCAACUCCACUCCAUUUCUUCAUGCUCCUAAUGAGAGGGAGGCAGGAUCACCUCCUAGGAUGGACAGGGUAUCUGAGGGGAUGUGCCACAACCCUCUGCAAAUACACGGAAGAUGAGAGUGAGCAGGAACUCACCAGGACACUUGCCACCGUGUGCUGUACUCUGAGGAUUGUGGUAUUCCACUGUGGGAAGAGUGAACUGGAACCUUCCAGUGCAUGACCAGGUCCAAAGGAGACAUUUAAGGUGUGUGACAUCUCAGGACCCCAGGCCAGAGCUUCAGUUCUUUGCUGUCUAUGUGGCUGACUUGCCUGAUCAGAUGGCUCUGGUCAGCUCUGAAACAUGGGCAGAAAAUGUUACUUUGCUCUCCAGUGCUAACCAGCUGAAGGCUGCUUGGAGAGGCGGGACUGCUGCAACCAGAAUCAAACAAUAUUUAUGAAAGCAAAAUGGGGGAGAAAAUUAUAUUCAAAUAAAGAAAACAGAAAAUUAAAAUGGAGGAAGGAUAUUGACGAUCUAUGAAACACUUUUUACUAGCGUUAGUAAGCAGGGCUUUGGAGAGUUGGCUCAGUGGCUGAGAGCUCUGGCUGCUCUUUCGGAGGACCCAGCAUCCUUACGGUGGCUAACAACCAUCUGGAGCUCCAGUUCCAGGAGACCUGACACCCUCUGAGGGCACCAUAUAUACAUAUGGUGCACAUACACAUAUGCAAGCAAACACCCAUACUCAUCAAAUAAAUACAUACAUGCAUAACAACAGCAAAAAAAAAAAAAGAAUUAGUAAAAGGCACCUCUUGCUUGAAGCAGGUGAAUCUUUCUCACGGCACAAGGCUAUGUGACCAGGGUUUUAGGUUCCAUCCUGAGUUACCCUCCAGGGGAUGAAACUUGUCUGGAGAGCCUAUGAGCUAAGGUUUUCAAGUAUGAAAUGACUUUAGGAGUGCGGAUUUGUAUGAUGAAGAGUCAAGAUUAUUAAUCAUUAUUGUCAUUGUUGUUAUUGUUAUUUUACUUCAACAAAAUGAAAAUGAGGUUAUUUACUUUUUAGAGGGGGAUCUGGCAUUAUUAUCUGUUUUCUCAACUAUGGCUAAUGCCACCUGCCUUUUGUUGUGUUAAUUAUAAAAAAAAGAACAAUCUACGA